AUGGGGAAGAGGAGGCAAAACAAGUCUCUUUUCACUAAUUUAUCUAAAAAACAGAAGAAACACCUGAAAGACUUUGGAGAGGAGCAUCCUUUUCAUGACGAUGUCAACGAACGACCAGAAAGAACUCAGAUUGUAGAAGUGGCACCUGAUAGUCCGGAUCAACCCAACGCACAGGGGGACGAAUAUGAAGAUGAUUCUGAAGAAGAAGAAGAGCCAGAACAGAAGACUGCAUAUCAGAAGCUGCUUUCAACUCUGAAUCCACGUCAGGGAUUAAGCGAGGAAGAAGAGAGCAGUGAAGAAAGUGAUGAAGAUGAGGGAGAAGAGGAGGACGGGCUCAGCGAAGCAGACGAUGACGAAGAAGGUGAAAAUGAAAACGACGACGGCAGCGAAGAAGAGGAAAAGGACGCAGGGGGGAACGACACCGGGGCUUUGUCCGAAGUGAAAGACGGCGUCGAGGAGAAGCAACCGGCCGACGGAGAGUUUAUCGACAAUGAAAAUGAGUCUCGCUUCUGCCUGGAAAACAACUUCGAUCAAGAAGAAGAGAAGAGGGACGACGGGGAGGAGGAGGUGGGAAAAAGCCAGCACAAAAAUGACAAAGAUGCCUUUGUACAGCAUUUAGACACGGAGCUCAGCGAGGAAGAUAUAGAUCGAAUCACAACAGGCAGCAAAGCCAAGACUCAAGUUAAGUGGCCAAAACUGGGAUCUCUCCUCUGCACCGAUCCACUCCAAAGGCUCUGUGCUCUCGGCGUGCACAAGGACACGCAACUCCCAGUUUACCAUAAGCUUUUGGAAACGGCAUGGAGGGACUUGAACCAGACCCCUGACUCUCCCACACCGGUCAGUCCUCUCCAAAUGGAACUUCUCUCCAUCAUGGGCUCGUACCGGGACUUCUUCUAUCCCGAAAUGUGUCCGAUCAAAGAAGGGGCGCAGGUCCGGAGCGCUUACUGUGUCCACGCGCUCAACCAUGUCCUGAAAGCAAACUCCCAAGUCCUGGCUCACAACGCCCAGCUACGAGAGCAGAAAGGUCCAACGAAAGCGGGUUCUGAGCCACAGGACGAACCACGGGACCAAGGGCUCACCAGACCCAAGGUUUUGGUUCUUGUGCCAUUUCGAGGCACUGCUUUGCAUGUUGUUCAAACUCUCAUUCAUUUGUUGGAAACCAAAAACAAAAAGAUAGUAGUGAAUAAUAAGAAGAGGUUCAAGGAGGAAUUUGGUGAAGACCCAGAAGACAAACCGUCUAAUUUAAGAAGGCCGGACGACUACCACGCUGUCUUCUCUGGCAACGUGGAUGACCAUUUUAGGAUUGGUGUUUCUAUCAUCAGGAGCAGUGUGCGUCUCUAUUCUCCCUUCUACUCGUCCGACAUCAUCAUUGCGUCUCCUCUGGGCCUUCGCACGGUGCUGGGAGCAGAAGGAGAGAGCAAAAGGGACUUUGACUUUCUUUCCUCGAUAGAACUUUUAGUGGUGGACCAGGCCGACGUGUUUUUGAUGCAGAACUGGGAACAUGUUUUGCAUGUGAUGAGACAUAUGAACCUGCAGCCACUGGACUCUCAUGGGGUGGACUUCUCCCGAGUGCGGAUGUGGAGCCUCAAUAACUGGGCCAAACACUACAGACAGACUCUGGUGUUCAGCUCCAUACAGGACCCACAGAUAAACAACAUCCUCACCAAGCACUGCUCUAACUACAGGGGCCAGGUUGUUACUAGAAAUUUUCCAAAAACCGGCUCCAUCUGCCAAGUGCUGCUCCAGUUGCCUCAUGUUUUUCAAAUGUUCCAUUCAGACAGCUUCAUGGACCAAGAUGCUCGGUUCAAGUUCUUUGUGGACAGAGUACUGUCUCAGUACAAGGACUCUGUCAUGUCCCAUACCCUGAUCUACAUUCCUUCUUACUUUGAUUACGUCCGUUUACGAAACUACAUGAAAAAAGAGGAGCUGAGCUUCGGCUGCCUCUGCGAGUACUCCACGAAGUCAGAGGUGUCCAGAGCCAGACACUUCUUUCAGAAAGGGGACAAACACUUUUUGCUAUUUACUGAACGCUUCCACUUUUACAAAAGGUAUACAAUCAAAGGGAUUCAGAACUUGGUCUUCUAUGGACUUCCAUCUUAUCCACAUUUCUACAAUGAGAUGUGUAACAUGCUGGCUGAGGGGGGUCCAGGGGACCAGGCCAGUCUGACAUGCACUGCCCUUUACUCUCGUUACGACGCACAUAAACUGGCUUCUAUCACUGGAGCUCAGAGAGCGGCACAGAUGCUGCAUUCAAGCAAAUCAGCUCAUCUCUUUGUUACAGGAGCAGAGGACAAAGCCUCCUGA
Knipowitschia caucasica is the source of this 2304-nucleotide messenger RNA. Lineage: Eukaryota; Metazoa; Chordata; Actinopteri; Gobiiformes; Gobiidae. The record is from the annotation of a GenBank genome assembly.